Messenger RNA from Abrus precatorius (Indian licorice), 1189 nucleotides. Its product is annotated as probable long-chain-alcohol O-fatty-acyltransferase 5. The transcript has a single exon. The record is from RefSeq and is a predicted model, not a curated record. Gene Ontology annotation, biological process: lipid metabolic process. Bases 108 to 1160 code for a protein of 350 amino acids. NCBI's taxonomy places the organism in Eukaryota, Viridiplantae, Streptophyta, Magnoliopsida, Fabales, Fabaceae.
AAUGGUUAGUCAAUAAAGAUGUUCCAGUUUCCACGGAUGCUCCCAUUCCCAAUGGACAAAAAACAAUUGUGAGAUUGGGAGGGGAGAAAGGCAAGGUAAAGAAGAAGAUGCAUAGUCCAAAAUGCAUGGAAUUGGAAGGAGAAAUCAAAACCUUAAUCAAGGUAUGGCUUUCAGUCAUAAUCUCACUGUGUUACUGCUAUUUCAUAUCAUCAAAAAUACCCAAAGUCCUGUUCAGGUUUCUCUCCCUUUCUCCAAUUUUGUACCUUUUUACCAUCCUACCUCUUCAACUCUCCACUGUCCUUCCAACAGGUGUCACUGCCUUCUUCAUCACAUGGCUCACCAACUUCAAACUCCUCCUCUUCGCUUUUGAUUUAGGCCCCCUCUCUUCUAACCCACCAAAGACCCUUCCUCACUUCCUCUCCAUUGCAUCCCUCCCCAUUAGACUCACCCAAAAACAAACAAACCCAUCUAACCAAAGUCCCUUAAAAUUAAAAUUAUAUCUCAUUCUCCCAAUCAAGGCCUUGCUUUUAGGUCUGCUACCAAUAGGCCUAAAUGAUCACAAACAAAAGCUGCAUCCUGUAGUUAUUCUGGCCCUCUAUUGCAGCCUUAUGUAUCUAUUGGUGGAUGUCGUUUUGGGUCUCUGCAACAUUGUGAUCAAUGCUGCUCUUGGAAUUGAGCUUGAAUUGCCGUCUGAUGAGCCUUAUUUCUCAACAUCAUUGCGUGAUUUCUGGGGAAGAAGGUGGAACCUUAUGGUAACAUAUCUUCUGCGACACACCGUAUACAUUCCCGUGAGAUCACUCAUGUCCAAGACUACAAUAGGACCCCACUGGGCUUCAGUACCCGGAGUCAUGGCAUCUUUCUUGGUGUCUGGGCUAAUGCACGAGCUGCUGUUCUACUACGUCACACGUGACACUCCCACGUGGGAGGUCACGUGCUUCUUUGUGCUCCAUGGGGCGUGUGUAGUUGUGGAGUUCUGUGUGUUGAAGCGGUUGGGGCACAGGGGGAGACUGCAUUGGGUUGUGUCCGGGCCCAUCACGAUGGCAUUUGUGAUAGCCACCGCCGCGUGGCUCUUCUUUCCGCCAUUGUUGCGUGAUGGCGCAGACGAGAGAUCCAUCAAGGAGUUCAACGAUGUAGUUGAUUGUAUAAUGGGAAAAUUUUAGCAGUUCAAUAUGAAUGAAGGUCCAAGUUU